AUGGAUUUCCAGGGCCAGCGCUUGUCGGAGAAGCUGUAUGUCGCGAUACUUAGCCUGGCAGGGGCAGUGGCCUUUCUCGUGGGCUACCUGACGCAGAGCUUUGCCAACAUGCUCAUCGCCUUCAGCUGCGGCGUGGGCAUCUCACUCCUGAUGAGUGUUCCAGACUGGCCCAUCUACAACAAGCACCCCAUCAAGUGGCUGCCGGCCUCAGAGGCUCCUCGCGCGGAGGCAAAGCAAGUGUGCUACACCCAGUGUCGCACUGAGACCCUGGCCGUCUGGUUGAUCAUGACCGCGCUGGCCAUGACGUGUCAGGCAGCCGAAUACUGUGCCUGCCGGGACACUUCGAGCAUCCAGUCCAGCGACGCCCCAUCCGAAGCCGAACUCGAGAGCAUCGCGCGAGCAAGGUUUCAAGUGCAGAUCAACCAGAUCAGGAACCUGAACUACUCUGGAGCAGGGGACUACGCGACGACAAACUCCAUUUCCACGACUUCGACCGGGCCGGGCAAGAGCGGGCUGAAUGACGGGUUCGUGAAGGCCAAGAAUGGCGACCUCGUCCUCAACGACCGGAGGUGGUACGCCGCGGGAACGAAUGCGUUCUACGCCGCCCAGGCCGACCUGCUCUCGCCCGAUGACGUGACCUCCUUGAUGGCAGUGCACGCAAUGAAGGGUGCAAAUGUGCUCCGCGUGUUUGCCUUCAGCGACGGGUAUGGAACCCAGCAGAACAUCCUGACCCCCGUCCCCUUCCAGCCCCGCCUCGGCGAAUACAACGAGGAGGCCCUCAAGAGGCUUGACUUUGUGCUCGCAGCGGCAGCUGCCAAGGGCAUCCGCCUCGUCCUCACGCUCACCAACUACUGGCCGUUCUAUGGAGGCCAGAGGUUCUAUGUGGAUUCCGUCAAGGGCACUGGUGCUCCUCAGGAGCUGUUCUACACCGACCCAGAGAUCCGCAAGUACUUCAAGGACUACAUCACCAAGCUUGCCACACGCACCAACACCGUCACAGGCCAGCGCUAUGUGGAUGACCCCACCAUCCUCGCCUGGCAACUUGGAAACGAGCCCCGCACCAGCAACGGCUACGACUCCAGCAACGGCCUUGCGCCAGGGGCUCUCAUGACAGCCUGGACGCGCGAGAUGAGCGCCCACAUCAAGUCCCUGGAUGGCAACCACAUGGUCUCCACCGGGCACGAGGGAUUCACCACCAACGGCGACUGCUGCAAUGGGCACACCUGGCUCAACAAUGGGCUCACCGGCACGGACUGGGUCGCAUCCAACCUGGAGGACCCCAACGUGGACUUUGCCACCCUGCACGUCUACCCUGGCAAACCCAUUGUCCUUGAGGAGUACGGCAUGGAGGAAGGCUGGCUGUCCUCCAGGAACACUCUCUUCGACUUUGAGCUGAGCGAGGCGCGCGAGUCUGGGUUUGACGGCUCGCUGGUCUGGGCGGUGCUCCACCGUGAGGGAUACCUCUCCGGCGUGACGACCAACUUCAUCUUUGAUUACAAUGGUGAUGGCGCCAGGGCAGUGCUGGACGAGUACCAGCGUGGGAAGAGCAUAAACGCCUAG
Molecule: messenger RNA, 1560 nt
Organism: Auxenochlorella protothecoides
Lineage: Eukaryota; Viridiplantae; Chlorophyta; Trebouxiophyceae; Chlorellales; Chlorellaceae
Product: Mannan endo-1,4-beta-mannosidase 1
Exons: 12
Coding region: 1-1560 (519 amino acids)
Biological process (GO): carbohydrate metabolic process
Cellular component (GO): signal peptidase complex; membrane
Molecular function (GO): hydrolase activity, hydrolyzing O-glycosyl compounds
Source: RefSeq, a predicted model, not a curated record